GAUUGGUCAGAUUCUUCAUUACCCACCCUCGCAACAAAUCAAGGAAUGCUUCCCGCACGGACUGUAGCUGGGGCGGCCGUUUGAAAUAUUGCUCAAAACAAUAAACAAUAAUGACAAGUAUAAAAUUGUAAGAUUACAAAUUCUUCACUGGAGUCAACGUUAUAUUUAAUUAGCGGCAGUCUAAAAUAGCUUUUGAUUUGUUUUUGGUUGGGUAACAGACGGUUACCAGCUUUUGUUUCGCUAAGGGAACUCACACACAGCAACGGCUUCAGAGAGGUAACCAGGUCUUUUUUUUUUUCCAGGUGAGUGUUGUACGACUUCAAAGGUCCGCGGGGCAAAAAAAUUAAUUCUGCGCAUCAUCCAAUCCAUGUGUUCCUGUGAGUCGGAAGCCCCGCCCCAGAGUAGAUAAAGCUGGUGAGAGGGUACAUCAGCAGGUGAUGGCUUUGAAAGCUCCGCCCUCAGACUCGGGGCAGCUUAACUCCUGUCUCAGGGGUGGCUCUUUCUGUGCAGCCACCUCUCGGAUAGGAGUCGUGCUCCCACUCAGUGAUUCCUUCGACCUGAGCAAAUCCUACCCACGCGCCAGCAAGCCAGGCCUUCGAAAAAACUGGGCUCAUGACUUUUGCUCGGGCAUCGACUCCUUUACAGGAGAUGGGCUGAACUCUUUCUGCUUCAGCUCAGUGGCUGCCCGUAACAUGCAGCUGUCUGACCUGUGUCACUCCCGGUCUCCCUCCAACACGAUGUCCCUGUCUGAUUCCUGCAACAUCUCCAACAGCUCCCUCCUCAGGCAGCUGGCUAGGGGAGCCUUCAGCCGGACAGGCCCGUCCCCCAUUCGCAACCCCAACAAGGCACUUCUCACUGUGGACAGCAAAAGCGCAGAGAUUCUGGUUGCCAAUGAAAUGUCCUGUAAGUUAUUCGGGUACAACAGCCAGGAUCUGAUUGGGCAGAAGCUGUCGUUCCUUUUACGCAAAACCAAUCAGAGCCUUGAGGAGGCCCUGGGGGAGGAGCAUCUAGAGGCUACAGGAAACCUUGUGAUGAUUUCAGGGAAAGUGGUUGAUGCUGUGAGCAGUGACGGUGUUGAGAUUCCAGUGUCUGUAUGGGUGCGCAGACUAAAUGACGAGGGAAGGCGCUGUCUGGUAGUGAUGGAGCCUGUGGAGAGACUCUCAGCCUCUGUCACAUUUGGAGAAAGUGGUAGGAUCCUGUCCUGUGAUGCUCUGUUUGCAAACCUCCAUGGCUAUUUGUCACCAGAGGAGGUGACUGGGCUGUUGGUCACAGAUCUGAUUCCAUCGCUCCAGAUUCCACCACCCUGCAGGAAAAUUCCAAAGAGUUUGAGAAUCCAGAGGGCCACAGGCAGUUCUAGGGAUGGUACCACCUUCCCACUCAGUAUAAAGCUGAACAAUAUUCUUGACUUAGUGAGAGCCACAGAACACAAAGAACACUCCAGCCUUUUAGAGUCUGAAUCAAAAUUCCUGUCCUGCUUUCCCGGCUCUGAGAGACUUCAAGAACAAAGCAAACUAUCCAGCAGUUUAGAAGCUGUGGUGCCAACAGAUUCCACGGAACAUCUAAAAUCUGGAGGACACUUUGAACCCAAAGAACCACAAAGCAUUCAAGAGUCUAGAAAAUAUAAUGUUCAAUCUACAGUGCGUGAAGAGGAGAGAUGGGCCCAGACUGUACCAAGUUUAGGGGUGGUUUACUCAGGAACCAUUUGGGUGUUUACAGCAAUCAGUGGACUUUUAACCCUGCGGUCUGAUGGAACAAUACACAGUGUGAACAAUAACUUUGCACUGAUGCUGUUUGGGUAUGAGAAGGCAGAACUGCAGGGGAAGAAUAUCACCUUCCUGAUUCCUGGUUUCUAUGAGAGCCUGUGUGAUGUGGAGGAGAGUUCUCUCCUGCUACCCCUCGUUGAGGAUGAUCCGAGCGACCAGAUUGAGUGUCGGCUAGCAGAGGAGAGCAACGAACCCCAGCGUGCUUGUUCCAGUCUCUCCAGCAGCAUUACAGAUGCCUGUAGUCCUGCUGGUAGCGCUAACACUCUAAAUGGAGACCAUGGCAUUGUUAAUUUCUGCAUUCCACCUUCAACAGAGGAAACGCCCACUGGUGGGAAAGACCCCAGCCCAUUACUGGCUGGCAAUGUGGAAUUAAUUCAGGAGGAGAAGCAAAGGACAUCAGCUGGCAGAAAGGUGGAAAUCUUUACUGGAACCAGUACCAGACUGGAGAACGAAGAAAGUGUUCCAUCAACACUGUCCUCCCCCGCAGUGACGUCCACCCCCUUUAGCGGUGGUGAAAGCACGGCAGAACUGAUUGGCCUAGCAGCCCAGGUUGUCCCACAGUACAGUGAUUUUGCUUUGACAGAGAGUGAGGAGGGCACCACCAAUGGUCUUCUGCAAACACCCUCCUUAGUGGAGUCACCUCCAUGCAGGAACCCAGAAGGGCAUCAGCCAGCCAGUGCCUUAACUGUUCUCUGCAGCAGCAGAAUUGGCCAAGGAGAUACCCCAGAGAAGAGAGAACCUCAGACUGGCUCCACAAGAUCAGGCAGACUGGUAAUUCCACAGCAUAGCUGGAAUGGAAUCAGCAGAGAAGAAGGAGACGCCAAGCCCUCUGCCGGAGGGUGCCCAGUUUACCUUAAUGGCUCUCCAGGGACCCCCACUCUGGAUGAGGUGUGGCCUGGAAGACAAAAUACACUUGAUCUCCUGGCUAACAGAUAUAGAGAAAACUCCAGCUUUGAAGUUGUCUCUCACAGAAGUAAAUUCCCAGUUGUGUCCUAUCCUGUUUCCAGUUUAAUUUCUCAGGAGUCUAGCAGCUACCUUAAUGUGGAAGGGGAGUCCAGUGGCAAUCUGCUCACUCAAGCCAUGCAGGAUUUGGAUCUGAAUGGCAGUCUGGAACUGGUUUCCACAGAUCUAUCCUCCUGUUCUACCUCUGAGCUCCUCAGAACACCCUCUCCCUACGUGGUGGAGUCUGACUUGGAGAUGGAGAGCAGUGAGGGAAAGGAGCUUCCUCCAUACUCUGCAGGGCUGGAGGAGGCAGUCACCACUGCAUUAUCUGAUCUAAGUGGGGAAAGGCAGUGCAGGCCCUUGGAACUGGGUGAUCAGGAACAUUGGACAUCAUCAGUGCCUCAGAGUAAGGAUGGUGUCUACCUAGCUCCAGAAGGACUUGAAGAGACGUCUUUGAAGGCAGAGAAUCCUGCAACAUCAACCCCUAAAAAACAACCAGAGGGACAAACAUUGUCCACAACCCAGAGUGAAAUCCAGGAGGGGCAUUACAGCGGAAACUGUUAUCAUCGAGAUGGGUCCAGACUUCGUGUGCAGUUUGAGAUCCGGAAAGUAGAGCUUCCUGAGCAGCAGACCCUAUUUUGCCUCUGGAUGGUGAGAGAUCACCUUGAGACUCAGAGAGAAGCUGUCAUGAGGAUGAAGCUCCUUCUGUCCAGCCUCAACAGCACCGAUUUCCUCCCUGACGUUUCUGGCAUCAGCCUGGGGGAGGUGAUCCAGGAGACUGCUCGGGGUGAAGGCCUGCGGUGCUCCCAGGACCUGGAGGAGUCGCAGGCCUGCAAGGGGGAGUUCAACCAGAAGUAUGUCACCAUCAGCGCUGUCGGCAAGGGAGCAUUCGGCUUCGUCUGGAGAGCACAGCAAAGAACGGACUACGAGGAGGUUGUGGUGAAGUUUAUAAGAAAAGAUAAGAUUCUGAAGGACUGCUGGGUGGAGGAUCCUGCUCUGGGGCGAGUCAGCCAGGAGAUAGCCAUACUGUCCAGGCUCCAGCAUCACAAUAUCAUCAAGGUGCUGAAUGUGCUUGAAAAUGAGAACUUUUUCCAGAUGGUGAUGGAGAAGCAUGGAGAUGGGCUUGACCUGUUUGAGUUUAUAGACAGGCAGCCCCUUCUGGAUGAACCUCUGACCAGCUACAUCUUCAGACAGCUGGUGGCAGCUGUAGAUUACCUGCGUGGCAAGAGCAUCCUGCACCGAGACAUCAAAGACGAGAACAUUAUAAUUGAUACCAACUUUCACAUCAAGCUUAUAGACUUUGGGUCGGCCGCUCUUCUUGAGCCAGGAAAACUCUUCUACACUUUCUGCGGGACCCUGGAGUACUGCUCUCCUGAGGUUCUCAUGGGAAAUCCGUAUGAGGGUCCUGAGCUGGAGAUGUGGUCUCUGGGGGUGGCCCUUUACACCCUGCUCUUCGGAGAAAACCCUUUCUGUGAGGUGGAGGAGACGAUGGAGGCUGAGCUGAGGCCCCCUGCCCCAGUGUCCUCAGAGCUGCAAACCCUGCUGUCCUGCCUUCUACACCCUGACCCCCAGGAGAGGAUGAGGCUGGAGGAGUUGCUGCAGGUGCCCUGGCUGUCACAACCUAUCAACCUGGCUGAAUACAGCUGGGAGGAGGUGUGUCCUGCCAGGAAAGAGACCCCUCUAUGCAGGAGUGUCUAUCUCGUGGAGGGGAAGGGCUGCUUGAAGGACUCCCUGACUCCCAGGCAUGGUAUGUACGAGGCUCCCACAGACACCAUGGAUCCUGAGGAAGAUGAAGAGGAAGGGUCCCUCGCUGCCCUGGAGACUGAACUUCUUAAAUGCCUCCUCAGCCAGGACUGAGUGUUUUCAUUAUGUUGCAGGACAAUGAGACUGAAUAUUUGAUAAACAGAGAUCAGGGAGGUAUAAUGCCUGUCACUACAGUUGACUGUAAUUCUCACAGAAACGAUCGGAGCAUUAUGGAGAAAUACUGGACUGCACAACUUGGCUAAUCUAUUGCCCUUGAGGUUACAGCAGCUGCUGUAGGCUGAAUGCUUGUCUAUCAAUGCUGCAGACAAUACUGUGAGUGAAAGAAGGAUUAUGCACUAACAAAAGGGGCAAAACAGUAGUCUAAAUCAGAUUUUAACAAAACACCUUGCAGCCUUUUGAAAAUCAUGCCAUGUUUAUUGUAUAAAUAUUUUCAGAAAUACAAUCUUUAUUUAUAUUGUAUUCCUGUAUUCAUAUCAACUGUUUUAAAGGGUGGUAACUUUUCAUUCAGAUUUUAUUAAGAAUUAUUAAAGAGUGCUUCAUAUAUUUUAA
Molecule: messenger RNA, 5018 nt
Organism: Acipenser ruthenus (sterlet)
Lineage: Eukaryota; Metazoa; Chordata; Actinopteri; Acipenseriformes; Acipenseridae
Gene: pask
Product: PAS domain containing serine/threonine kinase
Exons: 20
Coding region: 438-4562 (1374 amino acids)
Biological process (GO): protein phosphorylation; negative regulation of glycogen biosynthetic process; intracellular signal transduction
Cellular component (GO): cytosol; nucleus; cytoplasm
Molecular function (GO): protein serine/threonine kinase activity; ATP binding
Source: RefSeq, a predicted model, not a curated record